AUGGGAGAAGAAGAACCCAAUACAAGCUCGGCGAAUUCCACUUUGGAGGAAUUAUCCUUCGAGAAGCAAUCUAGUCUUGAAAAACAGCCUAGCAACUUGGAUGAGCCUACCAAACAACCUACGAAUCAACCACUAUACCCAGAAACCGAUCUCAGCCAGGGGAUAAUUGGCUGGGAGGGUCAAGAUGAUCCUGAAAACCCUCAAAAUUUCCCUGACAGCAAAAAAUGGAUCUUACUGGGCUUGAUCAGUGCUUUCACUUUAGUUUCACCACUUGCCUCUAGCAUGUUCUCACCAGCUGUUGUUUACAUGGGUGAACAAUUUGGUGAGACUAAUGAAAUCAUUCUGGCGCUCAGUGUUAGCAUCUACCUUAUUGGAUACACAUUCGGUCCUCUCUUUCUCGCCCCUCUCAGUGAAAUUUAUGGUCGUCGGGUCGUCUUAAGUGUCGCCAACUGGUUCUUCGUGGUUUGGCAGAUUGGAUGCGCCCUCUCGAAGAACAUUGAAACUCUUAUCGUCUGUCGUCUAUUCGCUGGUAUCGGAGGAUCCGCAUGUAUCACCCUCGGUGCUGGUGUCGUUGCCGAUCUCUUCCACGAGAGACUCGUGGAAAAGCGACUUCGAUUUGGAGAGGUGAGCUGGCAAUGGAUUUUCUGGCUUCUGCUCAUCGUUGGUGGUGCUAUGCAGCUCGGCAUUGAGGUAUUCAACAAAGAGACAUACGCUCCUGUUAUCAUUAAAUGGAAGGUGGCCAAGAUGGCAAAGGAGCUUGGUCGUACCGACUUGGAAAGUGUCUAUGAUGUUGGAAAGGAGAAACUAUCGCCUGGCCAGGUUCUAAAGCGCAGCCUCUUGCGGCCGGCAUUGUUACUUGUUAAGUCGCCUAUUGUUGCUUUCCUUUGCAUAUACAUGUCUUUUGUUUACGGACUUUUGUACCUCUUUUUCACAACCAUCUCCGAUGUGUUCACCAGCACUUACGGAUUCAGUGUUGGAUUAUCAGGACUUGCGUACCUGGGAAUCGGACUGGGCUUUGCAUGUGGUCUCUUCAUCAUGGCUAUCACGAACGAUAAGAUCGUUAGCAAGAUGACCGCUAAUAAUGGUGGCAAGUUUGAGCCUGAGAUGCGUAUGCCGACUAUGAUCAUCUUUGCCUGCAUCAUCCCCAUCAGUUUCUUCUGGUAUGGCUGGACUGCUGAUAAGCAUGUGUUCUGGAUUGUUCCAAUCAUUGGCAUGUUCCCCUUCGGCGUUGGCAUGAUGGGUGUCUUCAUUCCCAUUCAGACAUAUGUCAUUGAUUGUUAUCCCGCUUACGCCGCAUCUGCCAAUGCCGCUCUGACAGCGACUCGAUCGCUUGUUGGUGCUCUGCUUCCCCUAGCUGGUACACCCAUGUUCGACUCUCUUGGUUUGGGCUGGGGAAACUCGCUUCUUGGCUUCAUUGCUCUCGUUUUCGUCCCAGUCCCUAUCAUCUUUGUCAAAUAUGGAAAGACGAUUCGGGAGAAGUGGCCUAUCAACCUGUAA
Penicillium malachiteum is the source of this 1497-nucleotide messenger RNA. RefSeq names its product MFS transporter. Gene Ontology annotation, cellular component: membrane. Bases 1 to 1497 code for a protein of 498 amino acids. The record is from RefSeq and is a predicted model, not a curated record. NCBI's taxonomy places the organism in Eukaryota, Fungi, Ascomycota, Eurotiomycetes, Eurotiales, Aspergillaceae. Gene Ontology annotation, molecular function: transmembrane transporter activity. The transcript is spliced from 4 exons. Gene Ontology annotation, biological process: transmembrane transport.